AGAGGGAGGCGGGGGGGGAAGGAAACCCUCAUGGAAGUAUGAAGGAGAUGGUGGGAGGCUGCUGUGUCUGUUCUGAUGAGCGGGGCUGGGCGGAGAACCCGCUGGUGUACUGCGACGGGCACGGCUGCAAUGUGGCGGUGCACCAAGCUUGCUAUGGAAUUGUCCAGGUUCCUACCGGACCCUGGUUCUGUCGGAAAUGUGAAUCUCAAGAGAGAGCCGCCAGGGUGAGAUGUGAACUGUGUCCCCACAAAGAUGGAGCCCUGAAACGGACCGACAACGGAGGGUGGGCCCACGUCGUCUGUGCUUUGUACAUCCCAGAGGUGCAGUUUGCCAACGUGCUCACCAUGGAGCCAAUUGUCCUGCAGUAUGUACCCCACGACCGCUUCAACAAGACCUGCUACAUCUGUGAAGAGCAGGGCAGGGAGAGCAAAGCAGCCUCUGGAGCGUGCAUGGCCUGUAACCGACACGGCUGCCGGCAAGCUUUCCAUGUCACCUGUGCCCAGAUGGCUGGCCUCUUAUGUGAAGAGGAAGUCCUAGAAGUUGACAAUGUCAAAUAUUGUGGCUACUGCAAGUACCACUUCAACAAAAUGAAGACCUCACGUCACUCUGGAGGUAGCUCCUUCAUUGCUGGAAGAAGGAGUCGAUCCACAUCCCCUGCUCAAGAGAAGCAUGUGUCCCACCACGAAAGGCCAAAGAAGAGUCGGAAGGACAAAGAAAGACCUAAACAGAAGCACAAAAAACGUCCGGAGUCUCCCACCAGCCUUACCCCAUCCUCGGUGCCCGUCGCUACAGAGAAGGGCUCCACCAGCCACCAUGAGGGGAGCAAAGAGACCUCGGAGGUCGGCAGGUCGGAGGUGAAAGGCAAGAAGUCCUCAAGCCAUGGCAGCAGCCACAAGGGAAAAAAGACGGGAAGUGGGAAAAGCUCAGUUGGCUUCAGCUCAGCUUCAUCCAGCGGGACCUUCCAGCCUGCAGGUACCUCCUGCAGCAACUUGCAGUGCUCCCAGGACUUUGUGACAUUUCCCAAGCUUGAGCAGGACGACGAGAAGUACCGGAAGCCGGUCUCUUCCUCUUCUUCUUCCCACUGCUCCCCUCUGUAUGAAGGCCAGAAGGGGGACAUCUUCGAGCAGAAGGUGAUCUUCUCAGGCUUUGGAUCCAUCAUGCGCUUCUCCACCUCUGCGGUGAGCCAGCAGAGAGGCCGUGAUGCUUCCCCUGUGGACUACAAAGCCUCAAACCCCGUCAGCGGCCCUUCGGUGGGGAGCAGCGGGACCAGUGGUAGCAGCAGCAGCCACAAGCGCAUGCCAUCCCUCAGUAUGGAGGAGGGAGAAGUGCUGAAGGAAAAGAAGCACAAGGGUAGCAAGAAGAACAAACAUGGGCCUGGCAGGCCGAAAGGGGGCAAAAGCAAAGAGAUUUUGGGUGCCCAGCUGGCUGGGUCCACGUCCACUUCCUCGUCACCCUUCUCCGGAGGCUCUCUUGUUAGCUCCAGCAUUGGCAACUCUUCCCGGUCCUUCAGCCACACGGGGAAUCUGCCCAGCCUCAGCAUGGAGUCCCCGCUGCUGGGUUCAGGGAUCUACACCAGUAACAAGGACCCUAUUUCCCACGGGGGCGGAGUGCUCCGAGCUGUGUGCAGUACACCCCUCUCUUCCAGCCUGCUGGCACACCAGGGUACGUCGUCUCUCCCACAGCUCAACCGGUCUCCCUUUGCUAGCACCAUCCCAGCUUCCUCCUCCUCGGUCUCCACCACGCAGGUGUUCUCGCUGGCAGGUUCAACAUUCAGCCUCCCUUCCUCACAUAUUUUUGGAAGCCCCCUCACAUCUGGGCUAUCAAUCAACCCACUCUUAAAUCAGUCGGAAAGCAGCCGGGCAGAGCCUGACCUGGAAGACUGCAGUUUUGGCUGCCGAGGGACGUCGCCCCAGGAGAGUCUCUCUUCCAUGUCCCCCAUCAGCAGCCUGCCGACCCUCUUCGACCAGACAGUGUCCUGUAGCAGCAGUGGGCAGCUGGAGAAUGUUCCCCAGGCUACCCCAAACAUCGAGCAGCUCCUGGAGAAGCAGGGCAAUGGGGAAGCCGGCGUAAACAUUGUAGAAAUGCUCAAAGCCCUGCACUCGCUGCAGAAGGAGAACCAGCGGCUCCAGGAGCAGAUCAUGACGCUGACGGCCAAGAAGGAGCGUUUGCAGCUCCUCAACGUCCAGCUCUCUGUCCCUUUCCCCGUGGUGACCAGCAGCAACGGUCCAGGCAGCCAGGCCCAGUACAUCCUGCCUCCUAAUGUCUGCAACAACGACUCCUUGAGCAUCAGCAAGAGCCCCCCAUGCAAGAACAGCUUUGGGAUUGAGAACUCACUCUCCACUUCGUCUGAGGACCCUCAUUCAGGUUGCCCCAGCAGGAGCAGCUCUUCCCUGUCCUUCCACAGCACUCCUCCGCCCCUGCCCAUGCUGCAGCAGAGUCCUGCCUCGCUACCCCUGCCCGGGGUGCAGCAGGUGAAUGGCCUGGCCAGGGUGGCAGGCAGCGGGCUGGGGGGAGGCACCACUGCCAGCCACAGCCUCUCCACGGUGCCCAUGGUGGACGGCCUGAUGGGGACCCUGGCAGGAGGCCAGCAGAUGCCCAUCAACGGGAUCCUGGGGAAUCUGAACGGAGCUCAGGCCGCCCAGCCUCCGAGCGCGCUGACGCAGGCGAGCGGGCCUCCGACCUUGCAGCUCUCCACCAGCCUGAGCAGCAUGCCCAGCCUGAGUCCCCUGACAGAGCAGCAGCGGCACGUCUUGCACCAACACGAACAGCAGCUCCAGCAGCUUCAGCAGCUCCUGACUUCCCAGCCGCUUAAUCCGGAGCAGCAGGCCCUGGUGUUCCAGAUGAUGCAGCAAAUCCAGCAGAAGAGGGAGCUGCAGCGGCUGCAGAUGACGAGCUCGUCCCAGCUGUCCAUGACCAGCCUCCUGGCAGCCACCUCCGCCCCCCUGCACUCCAGCACCAGCGCCCUGAUGACCUCGGCCCCUCAGCCGCCCCCCAGCAGCAGCUCCCUCCUGGCCUCCCUCUCCCCCCAGCAGCUCAACCCUAGCAAUGCCCUCCUGGCCCCCCAGGCCACCCCACCGCUCAGCACUCCUGGGAACAGCCUCCUGGCUUCGGGGACAGGCAUCCCACCCGUCCUUACAGCACAGACUAACCCGUUUCUCAACCUGCAGGCUGAUGGCAACACCGCGAAAGGAACGAGCAUGAAUGAAAAGGGAGCUCCUCUUACCCAGGACAAGGGCUAAGCUCCCCCCUCACCCCGAACAAACCAGCAGCCAACUCCUCUCAGCCAGGGGAAUGUGGCUUUCCAGUCAACUUUGAUACUGUUAGAGCAAUGAGCACAAGGCUUCCAAGAAGCAUUUCCUGCCGCUGGGCAAUGCCAAGAGGUGCUUUGGAAGACAGUACGUCUCUGACCAAGCCCUGGUAUCGGGAGGAGCGAAGGUGGGGGGCUGCCGGCCGCCCUGGUCCGUGCCACACAUGCUCAAAGUGAAGCUGUGUUUCCACGCAGAGUGGAGGAGGGAGUUAACACCAGAUGCCUGCCAGUCUCCUCCCUGCCGUGAGUGCGAGCGUGUGUUCACGUGUGUGUAGCCCCCAAGGCAAGGCACUAGAAACCAUCGAGCAUCCUCGGCCAAGACCUUGGCGGAGGGAGGCCCCUCUGCUGAGGACGCCUUUCUGCACGGUGCAGAGGAACCUGGCAGUGCCCGCGGAGGCAGCACUGGAUGUGACACAGCUGGGGAAGCGGGACCUGUUGGCAGUGCCUGCGUGGUCUGCUUCGCCCAGAUGGGGAGGUUAAGAAGAAGUUCUGUAGCUGUGAUUUCUCACCUGCUUUUCAUCUGCUGGGCUCUUAGGAUGCUCUUCUCUCUAUAGCCGUCAUAGGAAGCCCCGACACCUCAGCUGGAUCCAAACCCAGCCUGAAAAGACACGAGCGGUGGAGCGAUGGGUAAGGACUGGUGCUUGGGGAGGAGGUGAAAAGCCACCUACUUCUUUAGAGGACAUUGCCACAUCUGCUCUACCAGCUGCUGUCGGUUCGGUGCUGUACUUGUCACGUGAAAAGCACACUCCUGCUCCUUGUGCCGUCUCUCUCUUUCCUUCCAAGAUUUCCAAAGGCUAAAAUUUCACCUUGCAAAAGGGGCUGUAGCCAGUAUGACCCCCGUCGUAGCCAACUUCAGAAGGUGCAUUUGAACCUGGCAGAUGUUUCACAGGCCUAAGCUGGGAGAUAGAAAUGUGUGUGGGGAAGAGAGAGUCCCAAAUCCGGUACCUGUUCUUUCUUACCCACCGCAAAUCGCUCCAGUUUGGCAAAAACACGUUCUUCCACCAGUCUUGGGCACUUCAGAAAAGGGAUCUCCAAGCAAUGGGACAGUUACCAGUCUCCUGAGCUAGGACAUCAGACCCUUCGUUGUUCUCCACCUUUUGACCUUAACUCCGCCUCGCAGCCUGGAACCUCGGCAAAGAAACCGGCUUCCUCUGAGCGUGGAUGCGAUGGGUUGAUUGAAGGACAGGUGGGGCCGCUCUGGAGGAAGGGGAGCACCUACGUCAAACGUACAAAUGCCCCUUCUUUUCCACGUCCCCUGGUUAAAUCCAGAUCUCCUGGGGGCAGGCGGGAAGACUCCAGCUAAUAGAAACUCUGAGGGUCUUAAAAAAAAAAUUGUCAGACCUUCAGACCUUAAUGGAUAUUUUUCAGCACAUUCCCACUGCCCCUAACUAGUUUGCACUAUUCAAAUUUGUCAGCAGUGGGUCUGUGCUGAUAGUACUAGAAAAGUUUGUUAUAGGCAAAACUCAUCUGCUAAAUAUCUUUCUUCCUUUUUAUUUUAUUUUAUUUCUUAUUUCUUUUUUUUUGGGGGGGGGGGGUUGUUUGGAAGAUUGUCACCAUAAUGGUUGAAUAAGGCUAAAAGGAGAGAAAAUACCUUUCUGAUCUCAGCCUCCAGUUCUGUGAACUGGGCAGAACACUGCUGUCUGCUCAGAAAUAUAUAUAUAUUAUAUAUAUAUAAUUUUUUUUUUAUAAAGAAAAGCUAAUGUUUUAACAAGGUUAAGAAGCUAUUGGAAAGAUGGAGAUGGCAGCUAUAAGUGAAAAUGCAGGAAAAAAAAAGGUCUCCCUUCUCGCGGUCUCCGCAGCUCAGCCCUAGAGAGGAGCACUGACCCGCGGCUCUCGCUGGCGCGCUCCCAGUCCCCCGCAAGCCACUGGCUGAGCCGUGCCGCCCUCCAUCCCCUGGUGCUUGCAAAAUGUGAAUUAGAUCUUUUCAAUUGCAAAUGGUUUGACUCUUAGUUUUGGCUCCCUGGCCCCAAAAUUGCUCUGGCACGACUGUGUGCUCGCACUUUUUUAAAACUCCGGUUCCCCCCCCUCCCCCCCGCGAGCAGAGGUGCCUCCCAAACCCCCACGGCUCGGAGACCCUCUGCUCGGAGCCACUUCUGCGGCGGGGGCCUCGCCUUGCUGCUCCCGCCGUGCGCGAGGAGCCUUGGGCUUGGCAGCAACAGGCGGAACGGCUGUUCCAGGGCUACCGUGCUGAACUCGGCCCUGAGGCGCCCUGUGCGUGCGGGCGGUGGCUGCGUACGCGUGAAGGCUGUACCCGGCAGCCUUCGGCGAGCGACGGCUCCUUCGGGUUCCUUAGCGCUGGUUUGGGUCGGCAAGGCGAGGGGCAGAAGCGCCGGGGGUAAAACAGUGGCUGUUAAACGUGCAGAUGUGGCCUCUGCCGGCUGCUUGCCCAGCUGUGUUUGUCGGGGGCUUGGUUUUUAUUUUAUUUUUUACUUUUUUUUUUUUUUUACUCUUAAGGUCCCACAUUUGCGUUACCGCCUGUCUUGCUGUCAUGCUGACCAUCAGCACAGCCUUCAGACCUAUUCGUAACCACGAGGGUCCGCCAUUGCACCCAGAGUUGGGCAAAUUCUUCCAAAAUUUAACCACGUUUCACACCCUGGAAUUAGAAACGAGCCAGGACCAGGAAGAGAGGCGAUGGGAAGGAGGGAAGGCUGGCUAGCAUCUCCCCCUGGGGUAGCGAGCCGUGGUACAACACGCGUGGCCUCCCGGGACAACCAAAAGCCUUGUUCUGGUCAGUGGUUCGGCGUCCAAAUCCCUGGGCAGGGACAGGAAACUUGCAGGAGGUGGGCGAGAGGCACUUAGAGGUGAGCUUGCAGUCAGGAGGCCGAACCGCGCUGUCCGGGGCUCCGCACUGCUACUGGGACCAUACCUGGGAGCCCACGCGUCAGAAGGGGUCGGAAAUAAAGGACUGAAUUCAAGGAAUGGGUUUUGGAGGCAGGGUGGCUGUUAAAAGCAGGCAGGGCUGAGCUCCGCGGUGCCCCCAGCUCUCUGCUGGCCGUGCCGUUGAGGUGUGGCGGUGGCGGGACGAGCACGAAGCCUCCCCGCUCUCUGGGGCUGGGGGGGACACGAGGCUGGAGAGGCCGAGCCGGGGAAGAGACAUAUAGCACUUAGAGGUUUCUCUGACAUCUUCCAAAGGCACCCGGUCCCUUUGAGGUGUCCUCCUUGUCUGAUCGCCUCAACCUGUCGCAGAGCCCAAGGUCCCUUUGGCAGGUUGAGGGGAGAAGAAGGGGGCACUGCUGGAAGGUCGACAUUAAACAUUUGUAUCUCUGUGAAAAAGAGGGAGAGCAGGGGAAAGACAGAAAAAUAAAAGCUAAAGAUUAUCUGUGUUUCAGUUGCACUGGGGUACGUUUCUUUACCCGUUUUGAUGCUAAUGUCUCAUUUAGUAUGUUGCAUGUGUCUUUUUUUUUUUGUUUUGAUUUGUUUUUUUAUUAAAUAAAAGAGAAAAAUGUG
Phalacrocorax carbo (great cormorant) is the source of this 6754-nucleotide messenger RNA. The record is from RefSeq and is a predicted model, not a curated record. NCBI's taxonomy places the organism in Eukaryota, Metazoa, Chordata, Aves, Suliformes, Phalacrocoracidae.